AUGGGUGUAAAACGUUUAUGGAGUUUAUUAGAACCCGUAGCGAGACCCGUACAGCUUGAAUCUCUAAGCCAAAAAAGGCUUGCUAUUGAUAUCCUUUAUACUUUAUAUAUUUGGUUAUAUCAAUUUUUAAAAGCAAUACGCGACGAAGAAGGAAAUGCCUUAAAAAAUGCUCAUAUUUUAGGUUUUUUUCGAAGGAUAUGCAAACUUCUUUUUUUCAAUAUCAAACCAGUAUUUGUGUUUGAUGGUGGAGCCCCGGAAUUGAAACGACAAACUUUGGCAGAACGCCGAAAAAGACGCAUUGGAAAGACAAAUGAAUUACAAAAAAUAGCUGGAAAACUUUUAUCAGUUCAGAUUCAAAAGCGUGCUGUUAAAAAUAUUGAAGAAUCAAAUAGAUCAGAUAAGAGCCGAAACGACUCGCAAGAAAAGACAAUAAUAGGUGAUGAUGUCGUUUAUUAUGAUGAAUUAAAGAUGAGUCCAGCACAAUUACAUAAAAAGAGAAAAAAAGAUGAAUACUAUUUGCCGCCUAUUGAAGGGGGAAUCGAAUCCAUGAUUAAAGAUGAUGAUCCAAGAAUGGCAACUAAGGAAGAUCUUCGCAAUUAUAUAAAAAAAUACAAGGCAAUUCCAGAAGAUGUCAACACCGAUUCUGAAUAUUUUAAAUCUCUUCCGUUGGAAACUCAAUAUGAGAUAAUUAGUGAACUUAGACUAAGAAGUCGGUUAACUUCAACGGAUAGAUUCCAAGAAUUAGUCAACAGCGCUCCCAUAUCCUAA
This is a messenger RNA of Dentiscutata erythropus, 768 nucleotides long. The record is from the annotation of a GenBank genome assembly. Lineage: Eukaryota; Fungi; Glomeromycota; Glomeromycetes; Diversisporales; Gigasporaceae.